AUGAAGUCCCUACACUCUCAUGUCACAACUAGUUCUACAAAACGGCAGAUGCCGGAUCAGCUGAACAAAAGCUGCAACAAACAAGCUCCAACUGGAGUGCGGUAUAUCACCAACAAACAAGCUCUAAUUGGAGUGCAGUAUAUCACCAACAAACAAGCUCCAAUUGGAGUGCGGUAUAUCACCAACAAACAAGCUCCAACUGGAGUGCAGUAUAUCACCAACAAACAAGCUCCAACUGGAGUGCAGUAUAUCACCAACAAACAAGCUCCAACUGGAGUGCGGUAUAUCGCCAACAAACAAGCUCCAACAGGAGUUCGGUAUAUCACCAACAAACAAGCUCCAACUGGAGUGCAGUAUAUCACCAACAAACAAGCUCUAAUUGGAGUGCGGUAUAUCGCCAACAAACAAGCUCCAAUUGGAGUGCGGUAUAUCACCAACAAACAAGCUCCAACUGGAGUGCGGUAUAUCGCCAACAAACAAUCUCUAAUUGGAGUGCGGUAUAUCGCCAACAAACAAGCUCCAAUUGGAGUGCAGUAUAUCGCCAACAAACAAGCUCCAAUUGGAGUGCGGUAUAUCACCAACAAACAAGCUCCAACUGGAGUGCGGUAUAUCACCAACAAACAAGCUCUAAUUGGAGUGCAGUAUAUCGCCAACAAACAAGCUCCAAUUGGAGUGCGGUAUAUCGCCAACAAACAAGCUCCAAUUGGAGUGCGGUAUAUCACCAACAAACAAGCUCCAAUUGGAGUGCAGUAUAUCGCCAACAAACAAGCUCCAAUUGGAGUGCAGUAUAUCGCCAACAAUCAAGCUCCAAUUGGAGUGCGGUAUAUCGCCAACAAACAAGCUCCAAUUGGAGUGCAGUAUAUCGCCAACAAACAAGCUCUAAUUGGAGUGCGGUAUAUCACCAACAAACAAGCUCCAAUUGGAGUGCAGUAUAUCGCCAACAAACAAGCUCCAAUUGGAGUGCAGUAUAUCGCCAACAAUCAAGCUCUAAUUGGAGUGCGGUUGAUCACCAACAAACAAGCUCCAAUUGGAGUGCAGUAUAUCGCCAACAAACAAGCUCCAAUUGGAGUGCAGUAUAUCGCCAACAAACAAGCUCCAAUUGGAGUGCAGUAUAUCACCAACAAACAAGCUCCAAUUGGAGUGCGGUAUAUCGCCAACAAACAAGCUCCAACUGGAGUGCGGCAUAUCGCCAACAAACAAGCUCCAACUGGAAUGCGGCAUAUCGCCAACAAACAAGCUCCAACUGGAGUGCGGCAUAUCGCCAACAAACAAGCUCCAAUUGGAGUGCGGUAUAUCGCCAACAAACAAGCUCCAAUUGGAGUGCAGUACAUCACCAACAAACAAGCUCCAAUUGGAGUGCGGUAUAUCGCCAACAAACAAGCUCUAAUUGGAGUGCGGUAUAUCGCCAACAAACAAGCUCCAACUGGAGUGCGGUAUAUCACCAACAAACAAGCUCCAAUUGGAGUGCGGUAUAUCGCCAACAAACAAGCUCCAAUUGGAGUGCGGUAUAUCACCAACAAUUCUCACGGAAGGUGUUGA
Molecule: messenger RNA, 1539 nt
Organism: Pecten maximus
Lineage: Eukaryota; Metazoa; Mollusca; Bivalvia; Pectinida; Pectinidae
Product: KH domain-containing protein 3-like
Exons: 2
Coding region: 1-1539 (512 amino acids)
Cellular component (GO): protein-containing complex; apical cortex
Source: RefSeq, a predicted model, not a curated record